UGAGAAAAGGAAUAACAUGUAACACAUUUCGACACCAAUGGAAGGACUUUUUAUAAUAACGCUACUGUUCUUGAGUUCUCUAUCCGUCCCGUUACCAAAAUGGGUACACAGAGUAAAAUCCUGUCCAGAACCAAACAAUAUAACGGAAUGGAUAGAGGCCUCCAAACAAUUGAAUUGUCUCUAUGAUUUGACUUCAAAAAAACCUGAAGAGCAAGGGAUGAUCUACCAUUGUCUAGCUAGUACUUAUCUCAAUGAAUCUGUGGAAUUUUGUGGAAGAAGUGUGCCUAUUGCACCAGGAAAUUGCCCAAUUUACAACUACAUGUUUUCAAGUAACAAAGCACCUAGUUAUUACAACUGCUCAAAAUUUUUGAACGGAUGUCCAAAUAAGAUGAUCCAUUCAAAAGAAGUUUACAAACACCCUGAUUGUCUGAGUAUUAAUCCAGAAAAGAAAUGUUUCCGUGCGGAUGCAAAUUGCGAAAAGGAAACAAAAAACAAAUCUGCUCUUUCAAUAACAAACCAAACAGGAGACACUACACUGAAUGAUACAGUUUUCAUUGUUGGAUCAUUGGAAAACGAGACAAAACCUGAUGAGAAAAAAGAACAUAUAGUGCCCGAAAGAGACAUGCUCUGGAUGUUACCGGUCGGGGGUCUUAUUGGAGUUAUUAUUACAGGCAUUGUUGUAACUAUUACCCGAAGAAAAAAACUAAUACAGUUUUUCAAAACAAUUCGGAUGAAAAAAACACGCAUGGUUGAUAAUAAUGAUGAUGCAACACAAGUGAAAUUAUUGCCCGUCAUAGAGAUGACGAACAACAAUCCAACAGAUAAUGACAGCGACACUGACAAUACAGCCAGCAAGGGAAGCGACUCUGCUAUAGCGACAAUGGAUUCAGAUUCAGAGAAAAAUGAAGAUAAUUGUGAUCCAAUAGCUUUGCACGAAGAAACUGAAGAAAAGAGAAGAAUUUCAAACAAGGUGAAAGAAAGAGAUGAGAAAAGAAGAGCUAACCAAAAGUCAUGUGACAUCAAAAUUGAAAAUGAGGAAAGUAAAUCUGGAAAAGCCAUCAGAGGCCUAAAUGCAUUUACCAGAUUCUCCUGUAACAAAGCAUUCAGUGACUUCUUGCAGGAUAUGAGUGAAGAUAUGUCAGCUGAAACGACAAGAAAAAUGAAAGAACUUUUAAAAGACCGCAUGUGUGAUCCUGAUCCUGAAUUAGAUGACGUGAGGACACCAAAGAGUUUACUAGAGUACAUGGAUAAUAAGUUCUCUUUGUACAAUAAUGUAUCAAUUCUUCAAGCAUAUGCCUUGGCAAUUCAACCCCCUGAUGAAAACAUGUACAAAAAAUGUUUGCAGUACUCAAAGAGCAGAAAUGACGAAGUGUUUUACUUUGAAAAAUUUAAGUCUCAAUUGAAAGGCUAUGAAAGAGUGGUGUUUCAUAUUGAUUGUAAGAAUAUCGCUUCAUACAAUAGAGGGGAUCUAGAUACACUGCAAAAAGACUUAGCUACAUUUCUACGAGCUGAACCAGAUGAUGUGAUACUUGUUGGUAUACAAGAAGGAAGCAUUAUACUCACAUUUAUGAUCAGGGAUAAAUUAAUACCUACCCUGAGGUCGAUAUUUUGUGAGAGAAAUUCAUGGAAGUACAUAACAUAUCGAAUGCUGAUUUUACGGCAUCUGACCUUCAGAGUUUUUAAAGUAUUUAUCACGAAUGAAAUCGUUUACGAACCAGCGGAUAAACAGCUGCGUGAUGUGAACCCAGAAAUGAUGCUUGAUAAAAGUUCAGAAGGCAGAGAUGAGAAAGCGAAUGCUGACGAAGACAAAAGCAAAAAAUGCACAGCGGAUGUCAAAGAAGAACACGUAGACCAUGAAAGAAAUUUGUCGAUGACGUCUUUUCUAGAGGAAUUGGCAGGUUCAAUAACUGACGAUAUUUUGGCUUCAAUGAAAGUCGUCCUAAAGGGUAUUGUAGACGAGGGAGUGAUGGAGGGAUUAAAUGCACAGAGACUUUUGAACAACUUGAAAGAGGAUUUUAAAAUCGAAUAUAAUAUCUGUUUCCUGCAAUGGAUAUUUGAGAAAUGCUCCGCGCAUGAACUGAGCACUAAAUGUUCUGUUUUUGCAUCAAAGCGUCAACAUCUUUUCCCAUUGAUUUACUUCGAUUCAGAUUUGUCAGAAAAAGAAGGAGAUGAGAGACAUUGCAUCAGAGUGUAUGUUGAGAAGGAGUUGGAAAAAUGUCAGACUGAAGUGAACGAUAUCAGAGAUUUGUUGGCUAAAGAACUUAAUGUGGACAGUGGUGAAAUGGUCAUUGUUGGGCUAGAGAAAGGGUCUGUCACUAUUGUAUUUAGACUUUUAGAAACGCCUACCACAGAGUUUAUGUCACACAUCAGCAAUGAAACGGAUGAGUUUUUAGUCCAUUUAUCUCGAAAGGGAGUACGAAGAAUCAAAUGUGGCCAAAGAACAAUUAAUACCGAAAAGGUUCCGGAAUUCAUUCAUCUCCACUUGAUUAAUACGCAAGAAGCAAAUACUUUAAAAAAUGUAAAAACAGCUUUUUCGACAGUACUACACAAAGUGAAGAUUUCAAUGGAUAAACCAAAAGUGUUUCUUCGAACUAAAUACAAGCCAAAGCCAACAGACAUAAUUGCAAAUGACAGCGGCAUACUAAAGCGACCAUUCUUACUGGAGGAAAUGGAACCCAUGGAACUUUUGCAUGACAAACAAAUAAGAAAAACAUUUGGAAAGACGGAUAUCACGAAGAUAUUGUCAGGUCAAAGCCGAAAGGAAAAAAUCACCACUUUCUUAGAUACUGUAGAAACCUUUCCUAAGCAGAAAAGAGACGAAUUGUGGAAGAUGGUAUCAGAACACAUGCAAUGUCCGAAAGACCCAUGUAAGGAGAAGAGAAGCUCCAUUUUUGUAUAUAAAGACCAAGAGGCACUACCAAGUCUUGAAGAAUUACUAGAAGAGAUUGAUACAUCAAUUAUGACCGAAACUUUUGCAAAAAUUGGAAAUGUACCGGAAGAAAUACAACAGAAAUGUAACAGUGCUUCAGGAGAAAGUCGCAGAAACAGAGCAGAAGUAUUUUUGAACUUUAUCGAAGGAAAUCAUAAAAAGAUUUUCGCAGAAGUUUGGAAUCAUCGCCAGAAAUAUGAAUGAGAAAUCGUUCUUUAAUGAGGCAUUUUGUGUAUUUUUUAAAUUAAUAUAAAAUAUUUCAGUGGAUUUUUAUUGAAGUGAUGUAUUGUUUAUGUAUUUUUAACUUUUCGUUUAUAUAGCUGUAGAUACUUCUUCUUAUACCUUCUUUAUUCGUAGUUUACCAUACAAAAAUGGCAACUUUAACAGGAAUAAAACGAAAUUGAUUCAGGGGAGGGGAUGACAAUUUGGAAGAUUCAAAUGCUAAAAAUUGAUUCAGAUGAACACUGCGGAUUUUUUUUGUAUAGUUCUAUUGGUAGUUAAGUUUGUACAUAUUCACACACCUUUUUUAAGGACUGUGUUAAAACUUAAUUUGCACUGCAAUGCUGAUUGAUUUUGUUGGAGUUUUAACUCUUGUGUUAGUGACUUUGACACCAAUGCAGGCAAUCAGUGUAUGAUAUACAGGACAUUCGACUGGAUCUUUUUUAAUAUUUGAAAGGUUAAUGGAGAAAGUGUGCAAGUUCAUAAUUCAUUGGGCAAAGAAAAUAUAUAAAUGUUUUAACUUUGAACAUAUUACAGUUGAAAAGCUUUGGAUAUAUAUAUAGAACCCAAAAAUGAAUUCUAAUUACGUUUUCACGUUUUCGUCAUACAUUUGGUGUGUCUUAUAACCAUGAUGUACUAGUAUGUGUCAAAACAUAUCUUUUUAAAGUUGUAUUUUCAUUUUUUGGAAGAAAACAUACUUCAACUGCUUCCAUUUAUUUCAAUUUUACCAACCUAUGAUUUAACAUAUCUGCCCCUUAAACAUUUUGUCUGUCCUUAUUGCAUGCGUAUGCACAUUUGUUGUUU
Molecule: messenger RNA, 3952 nt
Organism: Saccostrea echinata
Lineage: Eukaryota; Metazoa; Mollusca; Bivalvia; Ostreida; Ostreidae
Exons: 22
Coding region: 38-3133 (1031 amino acids)
Source: RefSeq, a predicted model, not a curated record